AUGCGACGUCCAGCAAGUGAUGUUAGACAACGUGAAAGUGGUAGACGUUCAUCACUUGAAAAUAAUGGUUCAAGACGACGUAAUUCUAGUGUCCCAUUUCAUAAUGGACGUAUACAUGGGAUGAAUCCAAAUUCUAUGGAUAGUGAUACUGACUUUUUGUGUGAUCGUGCUGUCGAAUUUAUGGAAUCUGGUGAUAUACACAGUAUAGUUGCAGUGGAAUUAGCUGAGCAAAGUAUGUAUUUUGAAAGAUUAUUAAGAUAUCAUCAUGGCCGAGGAAAUAUACGCUUACCAGAAUUUCUAAAUCCUGGCUUCCCAUCAGUAUUAGAGUAUAUACGUAAGGGGACAACAGAGAUAAAUCGUGAGAAUGUUUACCACAUAUUUAUUGCAGCUGAUUUUCUAUUAGUCCCGAAAUUGAAACAAGAAUGUGCCAAUCUCCUGAAAGAGAUAGCCUCAGAUUCAUCGACUGCCAUCUCCUUAUGGUUGACAUGUAGAUCGCUUUACUGGCCUGAAGUGGGUAUGAUGGCAUUUCAAAAGAUACUGGAGAAUUUCGAAAGUGUAUGGCAAUCAACAGAUUUUCAGAAUUUAGACGCUGUCGAUGUUCGUGAAAUUCUGCAUGAAGAUGGAUUGAAUUGUAAACGUGAGAAGAAUGUAUUCGAUGCUAUCGUGAGAUGGGUUAGUGAGAAUUUCAAAACACGUAUACACUAUACACUGGAAUUGUUAUUAUGCAUACGGAUUGGAAUGUUGUCGGCAGCAGAGUUGGAUUAUAUCAAGAAUCAUGAUUUAGUUCGUGUGAUACCAGAAUACUUUGAUAUACUGAACCAAUGGCCUAACUGUUUAACUCUAACUGGUAAUCCGAUUAUUUCGGCUUAUGGACAACGAUUUAUUACGCCAAGAUUACCUCAUGAAGUAAGUUAUCCAGUGUGUGUGUGUGACUCAGAAAGUGCUGUAUACUCUCAUCCUUUAACUAGACUGUAA
This is a messenger RNA of Trichobilharzia szidati, 975 nucleotides long. NCBI's taxonomy places the organism in Eukaryota, Metazoa, Platyhelminthes, Trematoda, Strigeidida, Schistosomatidae. The record is from the annotation of a GenBank genome assembly.